AUGGCAGGCUUCGAUGAGGAUGAUCUAGCAGACUACGAUAACUAUUCUGGUGAAGAAGAAUUCAAUGAGGAUAAUCUAGAUGAUCAAGAAUACGAUAAAUUAUAUGCAUGUCUUCCUCAAUUGAAAGAAGACAUUAAAGACUAUAAUGAUGAGAUACUUGAGAUAGAUUUAAAAGAAGCAUUAUACUUCAAUUAUUAUGAAAUAGAAGAAGCAGUCAAAGAGUUGAAGUCUAAGUAUCCUAAAAAGAAGACUAACACUACUACCAAGAAAGUAAAAUCCAAUUUUGAUGAACCUAGUCCAGAUGAUGAGAUUAUAAAUGCCCAAAAAAAUGCAUUUGAGAAGAACAUGGGAAGUUUAAAAAUUUCCGAGGAAAGGAACAAUAGUUCAUCAACUGUCGAUACUAUUACAGAAAAACAACCACCAAAGAAGACCCAACCUUUCAAGAAGAUUGAUCUAUCUAAGGAAUUAUCCACACAUACGACUUAUUUAAAACCCCAUAAGUCAUUUGUUGUUAUAGGUCAUGUUGAUGCAGGUAAAUCCACAUUAAUGGGUAGAUUACUUUUUGAUCUAGGGGUUAUUGAUGCAAAAACUGUCAACAACUUAGUUAGACAAUCAGAGAAAAUAGGAAAAGGUUCAUUUGCACUUGCUUGGAUUAUGGAUCAAACCAGCGAAGAAAGAUCCCGUGGAGUCACUGUUGACAUAUGUGCCACUAACUUCGAGACUGAGACGUCCAGGUUUACAGCUAUUGACGCCCCAGGUCAUAAAGACUUUGUACCUCAGAUGAUAAGUGGUGUCUCCCAGGCAGACUUUGCUUUAUUGGUGAUUGACUCUAUUACGGGAGAAUUCGAAUCUGGAUUUACAAUGGAUGGGCAGACUAAAGAGCAUACGAUCCUCGCUAAAAAUCUAGGUAUUGCGAGACUAUGCGUGGUUGUAAAUAAAAUGGAUAAGGAGAAUUGGUCUGAAAGAAGAUUCGAAGAUAUUAAGUUCCAAAUGACUGAAUUUUUGACUGGCUCGGAUAUUGGGUUUUCAAGUGACCAGAUAGAUUUCGUACCUAUUUCAGGUUUGACGGGCAACAAUGUUGUCAAAACUGACACAACUAUUAAGGCCUUUGAUUGGUAUAAGGGUCCAACAUUGAGCAACUACUUGGAGAGUAUUCGAUUGACCGAUCAAAUAGUUGAUGAUGAUUUGGUAUCCAAAUUGAUUAAGGAGGAUUUCAACAUGUCUAUAAAUGAUAUUUAUAACAUUUCGAGCUCUGAAUUUGGAGUUAGUGGUAAAAUUACAUCUGGUAUGAUUCAAGCCGGGGAGACAGUUUCUAUUUCUCCGAAUCAGGAAUAUUUACAAAUUCAAUCGUUAUCAAUUCAUGAUAAUCCGGUAAACGUGGGUAUAAGCGGUGAGAUAGUUCUGAUGAGUUUCAAGAUUAAUCAACUUACCAAUAAGACUUCUGAUGAUUUGAACAUUGGUGAUUUGAUUCUGAAAAUCGACUCUCCAAUAACAGCUGUCAAGACUUUUAUUGCUUCGAUACAUUUAUUCAAUAUGAAUAAACCGCUAUUAGUUGGAACACCAUUCGUUUUAUUUAGAAAUAAUUCGCAUAUUCCUGCAAGAAUUUCGAAAAUUCUCGAAAUUGAAGGUUCGAAGAAGAAGAAAAAGCACUUGAUUUCCAAACAAUCCGCAACGGUUGAGAUAAUUGUACAAGGUGAUAGAUUAUUACCUGUUACAAGAUUCGGUGACAAUAAGAUUUUGGGCAGGGUAGUUAUUAGAAGGGAAGGUGUUACUGUAGGAGCAGGUACCAUUAGCGAUUUUUGA
Molecule: messenger RNA, 1803 nt
Organism: Debaryomyces hansenii CBS767
Lineage: Eukaryota; Fungi; Ascomycota; Pichiomycetes; Serinales; Debaryomycetaceae
Product: ribosome dissociation factor GTPase
Exons: 2
Coding region: 1-1803 (600 amino acids)
Biological process (GO): translation
Molecular function (GO): GTP binding; GTPase activity
Source: RefSeq, a predicted model, not a curated record